Blumeria graminis f. sp. triticale is the source of this 498-nucleotide messenger RNA. The record is from the annotation of a GenBank genome assembly. NCBI's taxonomy places the organism in Eukaryota, Fungi, Ascomycota, Leotiomycetes, Helotiales, Erysiphaceae.
AUGAGAUUCUACAUCUACCAUUUUAUCUGUAUCACCUUUCUUCUUUCGACCAUGAGCCUAGCAAGAUCAGUCAACGAACCUCAUUUCAAAAUACUCGACAGGAGAGGCCAUUUUUCAAAAAACACUGGCUAUGAAUGCGGUUCAAAAAAGUAUAAGAUGGUCGACGUCAAUUCUGCAGUAAGAGAUGCUUGUGUAGCAUAUCCAAAAAAUAAACGAACGAAGAGUCUCUGGACAUUCUUUCAACAAAAGACCCGUCCUAUUUCUUUUCCUGAAGCUCAGAAGUUUGGCUUUCCACGUGAUUCACAAAUGGCACCAAUGACUUUAUCAUUUCUUGAAUUUUUCGGCACAAAUAGUGUCGUAUUCUCAGCAUCAGAUUGCAAACUUCUUGGCCUCGUUAGCAAAAAAAAAGAUAAAAAGAAUGGUUUAUAUCAGAGCUGUAAAUUUAUUACGUGGCCUUUUGGCUUUCUAGAUCUUUUUGAACCACCGAUUGACAACUAA